Messenger RNA from Aureobasidium pullulans EXF-150, 723 nucleotides. RefSeq lists its product as uncharacterized. NCBI's taxonomy places the organism in Eukaryota, Fungi, Ascomycota, Dothideomycetes, Dothideales, Saccotheciaceae. The record is from RefSeq and is a predicted model, not a curated record. The coding region runs from base 1 to 723 and encodes 240 amino acids. The transcript has 2 exons.
AUGCUCGCAAAGUGCAUCGGCACAGGCAUGUGCUUGACACUGCUGUAUUGUGUGCAGCUUGCCCAAGCUCAAUCAGACGACGAUUCAAAUCAAAACAUUACUGUGCGCUUCUUCCCCGACACUCAACAAGCAGACACAUGCGGCUACGGCAAUUCCAGCAAUGCUCUCACAUUCACAACCCAAGAUAUCCCCAUCAUCAGCAACUGCUUCAAUUUCGCGGACCUCUUUGGCGGCAACGAGACCACCGGGUUUGUAAACCAGACACGAAACUCGGUUGGCAGUUUCCCUAGUGGCUAUGAACCUGGUAUCCAUUGGGAACUUCGCAACAAGGACCUCUUCGACCCCUCGGCAAACUAUUCGAAGGCCUUGUACCGCCAAAGUGUUCCCAAUCCUAGCGAUAAGCUAUACGAGCCUGGCCAUUACGCUGACAGACUUGUCACGGUUUACGGUGGUGCGAACUGUACCGAGCGCGACCCGAACAAUGACGAAGGCUUACUCCCAUGGUAUGGAUGGGCAUGUUGGAGUGAGGGAGAAGGUAGUUGUGGGACUUUGCCGUACAAUGUCGUGAGUUUCAGGAUUUCACCCGGUUUUGACAAGGAAAACAGCAAGGGCAAAUGUUGGGACUUCGCAGAAUAUGGUGCUGCUACUUUAUACCUUCCCUCUCUGCGGACUGUGGUUGCUGCAUUUGCUGGUGUACUUGUGGUCGUUUCGUUGGCUGUGUGA